AGUUUUGUUUUUAAAAAUAGUGGUGAACAACAACGCAUUUCUAUGUACGAUUACGUUGUGUAGUGGUGUAGAAUUACACUUUUAGAGUGUAUUAGUUUGAAUUUGUUGUGUUAAUUAGGUAAGUUGUAAUGUAAUUAUAAUAAAAAUUACUUAUAUUUGUGUGAAUGUUUUAGAGCGAUGGUGGUUAUUGAAAUUUCCCUUAUGGACAUCUUAGAGUAUGUGGGGGAUCGUAAGCGCCCUUUAAUAGAGGGAGAAGCCGUUUUCAAGGCAGGACACAUUAUUUUAUGUGGUUUGGAGAGUGAAGAACCAAAUGUUAUCAGAAGUCUUUGCCUACAAACGUCUGCCUUAAAGCAGCUACCACACGAAAUUUCAAUUAGGUUAGAUACCCCAACUUGGCAAUGUAGAUGCAGUUGUAAAGCUGGGCUGUCGGGAUAUUGCAAGCAUGUCAUAGCAACAUUAAUUUAUGUAAACCGUAACGAAAAUUUAGAUUUUAUAAGUUGUACCGAGCUGCGACAAAAAUGGGGGCAAGAAAAAAAAGCUGUCCAGGAAAUGUAUGCCACCAAACCUUUUUCUGAGUUCUGUCACCCAACAAAUAUAAAAAAGAGUGACAUUGUGAUAAGCAGCGAAGUCACAAAAAUGAAUUUUAACCUUUUGGUUGCAGCUGUAGGCAACUCCGCAUUGUCCUCUUUUAAGCAAAGAAGUUUACAAAAUAUUACGGAACUGCCACCACAAAAGCGGAGUAGUGUGUGCGAAGUAGUAGCAGGGGGGUCAAAUGAGUCCAGUUCACACCAAACUGACCAGAUUACUAGUAGUUCAGUAAAGACCGAGACAAAGACUGAGAAGUUUCAAUCCCUAUGCAUAGAAAAUUUAAUCAACUUCAUGGAUGCAAAUGAAUAUACACAGAAAUUUGAAUUUAAUAUUAUUCAUAAUUUAAAAAAAUGUUGUUUAUCUCUACUUGAGACAUUACACAAAACUAACCGAAAAAUUGCAGCAUGCACAAAACAAGGCUCAGAAGAGUGGAAAGAAGAACGGCAGUUACGGAUUACUGGAUCUACUUGUUACGCGAUAUAUACUUACGGCAAUCGAAACCCCAACUGGGAGCAGAAAGCAUUAAGUUUUUUUUUCCCUAAAGGGUUUACGAAUAAAUUUGUCGCACAUGGAAUUGCUUGUGAAAAGAGAGCAUUAAACACGUUUAAGAAAAAUACAAACUUCAAUGUUAUUGAAGUUUCUUUAAUGGUUUGCAAAUAUAUGCCAUGGCUCGCCUAUUCUCCAGAUGGUGUAAUUAUGGAGAACAAUGUUCCAACUAGUCUCUUAGAAAUAAAAUGUCCGUACAUAGGAAAAGAAAAAGGCACAGAACACUUCUUUGAUUCAUGUGACUAUCUAACGGAGGUCGGAGGUCAACUGCUGUUAUUAUUCCAAUACCCAAGAAAGUAUGGGGUCAAUCGGUCUCAUGGCAUAUGA
Photinus pyralis (common eastern firefly) is the source of this 1461-nucleotide messenger RNA. RefSeq lists its product as uncharacterized. The transcript is spliced from 7 exons. Gene Ontology annotation, molecular function: zinc ion binding. The record is from RefSeq and is a predicted model, not a curated record. Lineage: Eukaryota; Metazoa; Arthropoda; Insecta; Coleoptera; Lampyridae. Bases 178 to 1461 code for a protein of 427 amino acids.